This is a messenger RNA of Syzygium oleosum, 1110 nucleotides long. RefSeq names its product exopolygalacturonase-like. The coding region runs from base 1 to 1110 and encodes 369 amino acids. Gene Ontology annotation, biological process: carbohydrate metabolic process. NCBI's taxonomy places the organism in Eukaryota, Viridiplantae, Streptophyta, Magnoliopsida, Myrtales, Myrtaceae. The record is from RefSeq and is a predicted model, not a curated record. Gene Ontology annotation, molecular function: polygalacturonase activity. The transcript is spliced from 4 exons.
AUGCAAAUGGAUUCAGGCUCGUGCCUUCGCAAGGUCUGCUUGCUCUUGCUCUCGGUGCUGGCGUUGGUGCUCUCGAAUGGAGCCCCCUCCCGUGCGCAAGAUAAGGUCUACGAUGUGACGAGCUUCGGGGCCGUCGCCGAUGGAAAGACCGACGACAGCAAGUUCAAGGGGCCAUGCACCGGACCCAUCGUGGUCACGGUCGAAGGGGUGGUCAAAGCGCCCGCUGACAAGUCAACGUUCUCCCUGGACCAUUGGAUCACCUUCCAGUACGUCAGCGGGAUGCUGAUCAACGGCGACGGUACGUUCGAUGGCCAGGGGCCCGAAGCUUGGCCUUACAACGAAUGCGCUUGCAAGUCUCUUCCAGUGUCGGUGAGGUUCAAUUUCGUCAACGACACAUCGAUCCGCUCGAUAAGUUCGAUCAACAGCAAGAACUUCCACUUCAACGUCUAUGCCUGCAAUGAUCUCGAGUUCCAGGGCGUGCGGAUAACUGCCCCCGACGAAAGCCCCAACACGGACGGGAUCCACAUAGGCGACUCGUCCCGCAUCAAGAUUGCCGACUCGGUGAUCUCGACCGGGGACGACUGCGUCUCAGUCGGGCCGGGGUCCAAGGACAUCGACAUCGUGGGCGUCCACUGCGGGCCGGGUCACGGGUUCAGCGUGGGGAGCCUCGGGAAGUACCCGGACGAGGCGGACGUCACCGGGCUGACCGUGAGGGAUUGUACCAUGGUUGGCACCCAGAACGGUGUGAGGAUCAAAACGUGGGCUUCUACGCUCAAAAGCACCGCCCACAAUUUCUCGUUUGUUGACAUUAAAAUGAAGGAUGUGCGAAGUCCCAUUAUUAUUGACCAAGAGUAUUGUCCCCGUGGUGGUUGUUCUAAUGAGACGGGGUCAAAUGUUCAGAUCAAGGACGUUUGGUUCGCGAAUAUCCAGGGCACUUCGGCUUCGCAGGUGGCGGUCAACCUCGUAUGCAGCCCGAGCUUGCCUUGCAAGAACAUCAAUCUCGACAACAUUGACUUGGCUUACACCGGCGACGAUGGGCCUACGAAAUCGCAUUGUGCUCAUGUGGAAGGCGACACUAGUGGCAUACAAAAGCCACCUUCUUGCAUUUAG